AUUUUGUCUGACCACAUCAAGCACUAGUUGGAGAAAGAGUGAUUGUUGGGUCAUUACAUUGAAUCAGACUGAUGGUGAGACUGUCAGACUGUCAGCAGUGGGAUCACUGAUGCAUUUAACAAGAGGAGGGACUCUCAGAGCAGUUAGUUUGUGAACAUUCAUCUCGUCGUCCACUAAUCAGUUUCAGUCCCGACUGAGCUCUGAGUGCCAGAGGAUGAAGAUCGCCGUGCUGGGAGCCACUGGGCAGACUGGACAGUAUCUGGUCAGCCAGGCGCUGGAGCAGGGUCACACAGUCACCGCCAUCGUCAGGAACCCGGCGAAGCUCACGGUGCAUCAUGACAACCUAAAGGUGGUGAAAGCUGAUAUUUUCUCACCCGACAGCCUGAAGACUCACUUCAAAGGACAGGAUGUGAUCAUGUCGUGCCUCGGCUUCCCGGCCUCCGUCUUCUCUUCUGUGACGGGCUACACCCAGACGAUGAGUGCAAUAGUCAGCGCCAUGCGAGAGGCCCACGUCAACAGGAUCAUCACCAUGACCUCCUGGUACACAGAGCCAAACUCAGGAGCUCAGUCGCCGUUCCUGAUCCGCUUCCUCCUGCUGCCGAUAAUCCGAAGCGUCCUCAGCAACAUGUAUGAGAUGGAGCAGUUUCUGCAGAAGACCGACGACAUCAACUGGACUGUGGUUCGUCCACCGGGCCUCAAGAACGAGCCGCCAACAGCUAAAGAGUUUCUGACCCAUGACGGAUACUCUGUGCCCCCGAGUGCCGGUCAGUCUGUUGGCUCCUCAGUGGGAAGAGGAGAUGUCGCUCGUUUUAUGCAUUCUCUGCUCAGCAGCACCGCCUGGGUCAAGCAGGGUGUCGCCAUGACGACCAAAUAAGGAGGAAGAAGAAGCCGGUGUCGGUUCACUAAAAGUGCAAAAGGCUAAAUCACUGACCAAGUUUUGCUCAUAUCUCACCGUGGAGAUAAUUUUGGGAUGUCAACCUUCGAGACCUGAAUGCAAAGUUUACAUUUGUUGCUCACAGCAUUGAAUAAUUAAAGCUGCAGACGUCAGUAUUUUAUUUAAACAACAGAGUGAAAAAUGCACUGAAUGAUGCAAAAGGGAAUUCUCAUAGUGCCAAAGCAAUAAAGAAUUAUCACCUGCAGUUCCCUUUUGCUCCACAAAGCUUUUUAGCAUCUCUAAGCUUUUUGUUUUGUAUUUUCAACCCCCAGGUUAUAUUCAAGGUGCCAUCUUUAGCAUAUAUAAAUACACUUACUGUAUGCUAAGUGCUACAAUGACACAUUUCUCUCUAGAGUCCAUGAAGAACAAAAUUUUUGAAUAUUGAACUUGCAUUCAUCAUUUUUCCAGGAAUGUGACUCCAAAUAAAAUGCUAGCAUUGCUCUGUAUCCGUUCAUAAAUAAGCAGCAAAAACAUCAUGAGGAGACAUUGUUGUUUUACAGCUUAAAUUGACCGAAAAAAAAAACAUUAUUUAUUCCUGCUAUGAACACUGAAACUACUUUUUAUUGACUAAUCUGAAAGCUAGCAAGAGCAUCGCUUCUAAAAUGACGUUUUUUAAAAUAUUUCCAAACAAAUGCCAGUUCGUCUCUGUUGCCUUCAGGUUCUUGAGCCCAGAGCUGUCUUCAUGGUGAGAUUCUACCACUAAAACUGGAGGAGAAAAACAUCUUCUGUUGUAAAUCAUAAACUGACCUUUAACCAAAAAGCCUGCUAGUGGAUACAAUGGUGUCACUGCCUCAUAUAAGAAGUCUGAUGAAUGUCUUUUUUAAUUAACUUUUGUUUAACAUAUCCGUGCCUUUAUAUGUUAGAAAACAUUCAUUGAUACAUAUUUAAUCAUGUCGGUGUUUCUAUGAUGAUGAGGGGACGCUGCUCUUAUGCACGUGGUUGUUGUACAUUCUUUUAGCCACAUGAGGGCAGUGUUGUAACGUGAGCUGCACUUAAAUGGCAACUUGGAUUAACAGCAAAUCUGUUUGUCGUUCUGCUGCUUAAACGUGUCACAGAUUGAUUUUUAAAAAACAGUGUACAUAGAAACUGCUGCACUGUGUAUUCAGAGGGAUUUAUGUCAUAAAUUUACUCUAAUAACUCGUAAAGGAUCAUUGCUGCUGGAAGUGUAACUACAAGUUUAGGAAAAGUUGAAAAUUCAGGGUCGACUAAUUCAGCUUUCUCCAGUAUUUGACAUCAAACUGAGACUUGUGCAGAAAAGGCAGUGGCACUGUGAUGUUAAAGGAAGUGUUUUUUUUUUGCAUUCGCCCGAGACCAAACAUCUGGCCGCCUUUGAUUCCAGGGUGUUUCGGGCGUGGCUUUUUUGCCUGCAGCGAAUCCUGGUUUAAACCCGGCGUGAUUACAUUCUCAGCUGCUGGAUUUCUAAUGAAGAUGUGACUGUGAGCUUUUUUGCAGGGAGGAUUCCAGUCAUCGUUGCUCCUCCCUACAAACUAAUUACACUGCGUUUGUGUGAAAGCAGGAUUAGCAAGUUAUUCAGAAGCCUUUAAAAGUUCAGCUGUGAUGCAAGAUUGAAUCACGUUCCUGAACGUAAAACUCACAGUUCAAGCCUCAUGUUCACAUUGUUAUUGGAUUUACAGGUUGUUGGUUUGUCAGGUGUAAGGAGGGGUCAAGAUUAGCUUCCUUUGCACACUUACACAAUAAAUAUGUAACCGUGAAUGUGAAAUAAAAAUAAUUUUAAAAAGACA
Molecule: messenger RNA, 2676 nt
Organism: Acanthochromis polyacanthus (spiny chromis)
Lineage: Eukaryota; Metazoa; Chordata; Actinopteri; Pomacentridae
Product: flavin reductase (NADPH)-like
Exons: 6
Coding region: 215-874 (219 amino acids)
Source: RefSeq, a predicted model, not a curated record